CAACACGAACAACUCAUGACAAGCUGGGGCCAGUGACGUCACCCUGACCCCAGACAGAGCACGCGAGAGCGAGGAUACACCGCGUGGGCGCGCACAUGCGCACAGGCUCGCUCCCAGCUUAACAGGAGCCGGAGCGCGGCAACAUACACACACCGCGUCGGUUCCCGUGAAGGUGCUGAGAGCGUGGACACUCCGCACGCCGAGCAGAGCUUUGCGGUGCAGGUCUGUGCGGCGGCCGGGAUGCGGGCUGGGACACGCGCGUGGGACUGACUGCAAUCAAUGGCUUGGCUUUGAAAUCAACGAACAUUUAUUAGAAAGGCGCGAGAGACCGAGCUACCGCAGGAUAGAGGCGCGUGAGCGGAGAAAGGGGCGGACAUCAACAUCCUUUAGCGAUGGAGCUCACGAUGGAGAACAUUGGAAACCUGCACGGCGUCCCGCACUCUCAUCAAACCAGUGACUUAAUGAACUCCCCGCACGCGCGGCAGUCGUCGGCGUCGCACCGGAACCUGGUGUCUCACGGACGCUCGGCCAUGGUGUCCAGCAUGGCCUCCAUCCUGGAGGGCGCGGGGGACUACCGCACAGAUCACGCUUUGUCCGGCCCGCUGCACCCCGCUAUGACCAUGUCCUGUGACUCCGGGAUGAGCCUGAGCAGCACCUACACCACCCUCACGCCUCUCCAGCAUCUACCCCCCAUAUCCACGGUCUCGGAAAAAUUUCACCACCCACACCCACACCCUCAUCACCACCAGGUGCACCAGAGACUUUCGGCAGGGAACGUCAGUGGCAGCUUCACCCUGAUGAGGGACGAGCGCAGCCUCGCCUCUAUGAGCAACCUGUACGGCCACUACCCCAAAGACAUGUCCGGCAUGGGCCAGUCCCUGUCCCCCCUGUCCAACGGCCUGGGCUCCCUCCACAGCUCCCAGCAGACUCUAGGCGCCUACGGCCCGGGGACGCACCUAUCUAACGACAAAAUGCUCUCGUCGGGGAGCUUCGAGUCCCACGCAGCCAUGCUGUCCCGGGGGGAUGAACACCUGGCGCGAGGUCUCGGAGGCCACGGGGCUGGGCUCAUGACGUCCUUGAACGGCAUCCACCAUCACAGCCAUCCUCACUCUCAGGCAAACGGAUCUAUGCUGUCCGACCGGGACAGACAGACGGUGGUGGGAGGCGGGCAGGGCGCGGGGUCGGGGCAGGUGGAGGAAAUAAACACCAAAGAGGUUGCGCAGCGGAUAACAGCCGAGCUGAAGCGCUACAGCAUCCCGCAGGCCAUCUUUGCUCAGAGGAUCUUGUGCCGGUCCCAGGGGACCCUGUCGGACCUGCUGCGGAACCCGAAACCGUGGAGUAAACUCAAGUCCGGCCGGGAGACCUUCAGGAGGAUGUGGAAGUGGCUUCAGGAGCCCGAGUUCCAGCGGAUGUCAGCCCUCAGGCUCGCAGCCUGCAAGCGCAAAGAACAAGAGCAACACAAGGAUCGCAACACAGCGCCCAAGAAGCAGCGCCUGGUCUUCACCGACCUGCAGCGCCGCACUCUCAUCGCCAUCUUCAAGGAGAACAAGCGGCCGUCCAAGGAAAUGCAGAUCACCAUCUCCCAGCAGCUUGGCCUGGAGCUCAGCACCGUCAGCAACUUCUUCAUGAACGCACGCCGGCGCUGCGUGGACCGCUGGCACGAUGACCACGGUUCCAGCCCCGGGCAGCCGGGUACUUCUGCCACCACUUUCUCCAAGGCCUGAGGGGUGGAGCGAGCGUUCAGAGGGACACUGGGCUGUGGAACCUGUCCACUACAACACUACCGGGUCCAGACCGCCUGAACGCCUCUGCUGGAGAGAUCCUUCGUGCCAUGCAAUCAUCCUUUUUGUCAGUCAAACCGUCAAAGCGUCACGAGGAGCAACCGGAGCGGCGUGACGUCAGACCCGUUCACCCAGAAACAGACAAUCAUUGAUUUCUUCUUGGUUUCGCUGAGGGAAAAUUAUUUUUAUGGCAUUUGUCGGAGCAAAGACACCAAAGAUUAGAUCUUUUUUUUGGAUGGCAUGUGCGCCUCCUCCUUCACCACACUGUUGCUUUACUUUCAAGCUCUCCGCGCCUCCUUUGUGUCUGCUCCUCACCCGCCCGUCCACGCCUGCACACACUGGGGCAGAGGAACGGCAAUAAAUCUGACAAGACAACAGCACAGCCUUAUUAUCAGAACCUCAUGCUGCGCACACACAAGCGCACCAUCAGAGAAAACAACAACGCUACACCACCUCUCCACGCCUCCCUCUCGGCCUCCUUCAUUCCUCGGCUGAAGGUAUUCCCUGAAGGCCAGCCAUUUCGGAGAGUAGCUCAGCCUGAUCAUACAGCAAACUAAUGAAUUGAAAACUGAAUCGAUGGAGACAGAGCGAGGGGCCUCGACCCCUCCUGAAGGUGAAACUCAAGACGCUCGGCAGGAGAAACUCAGGUCUUCCAGGCCCAGGUUAUAUUUUUGCACAGAUGUCCAGGGCCUGCAGAGAGACGUGUCGUUGUUCCUCCAGAAUCUGUGUUUCUCCAACCACCAGGAGAGGCGGGCGGGAUGUCUGGACGCGCUCUUUGUUCUGCUGGGAGCUGUUCCUCAGAUCAAUAUGUGAGAACCAAAUGAUGACAACAAGAUGCUCGGGGAUCCAGCCAACUGCAUUACAGCUGCAUACGAAAAGCAGAAUGUAAGAGGAGCACAUGGAGCCCUGUGGAGAUCAGGACCCACUACAGCACACCCCUUUCCCCUCCAUCCGCAGGCGGAGCAAUGCUGCCCCCUACUGCUGACAACCCAGACCCUCAUCCAGCAGAACAAGGGGCCUCAAAGCCAAGGAGACGUCACGGCACAGCACAUCAGGGCCCUCGCAGCUCUUUGAAGGCAGAUCAAUAGCUAACCAUUAUCCUAUUGUUCCCCCUCCAACCAGCACCAGUGAAGCUGGAGGGGGGGGGGGUGAUCCAGCUGAAAAAAAAAACGCAGGGAUUUAUCAAAGACAAGGAUUAAUUCUGGCAACCCAGUUCUGAAGGGUCAGAAAACGUGAGUGCUUUGGUAGAAUCGUCUCCACCUAAAGCGAAAGCAGCUCUCAGCAGAUGCAAAGGAACGUUCUGGACGCUCCUCCACGGAUGUCGUGUGGAACUAAUCCAACGCGAACCACCAUCAUCAUCUGUUCUAACGCUACAUCAACGAGUGCCAAUGCUAACUGCCUUAAUGUGAGUCAGAAUGUGGUCGUAGGGUUAACACCGCCGCCACGCCCCCCAGCGUGUGCCACAGACAUCAACAAUCAGCUUUUACCUGAAUCCACUUUUUUAAAAAAUGCAGACAAAGGAAGGAACCGAAGAAAAAGCAGACCUCAUCUGAGAUGAUCCCACAAACACAGAGCUACGGCGCAGCAGACAGCAUCUCCAACCUGUGGAAGCAAAAAGAAAGCUUCCUUUCUUUCUUUGGUUCUCUACCUCCUCUCUUCCUCUGCCCCCCCCCUUCCUCUCUAUAAUGAUGCGGGUAUUUCAUUGGUCCCAUAGACACAAAGUUUCUAGUUCUUCUUACUAUUGUGCAUAAAAGGCACCUUGUUGAUAAAUCAAAGACAAAAAAGAAAGGACUUUUUCAAAGGAAAAGGGGGACACGGGGGCCGCUGAUGGACUUUGGAGUUUUUAGUGAAUUUGAACAAGACUUUUACCACAAACAAGAGGGGAACAAAGAAAACCGGAGAGCAGUUCAUGUCAGAACUGUGUUCCUUUCUCCCCUGGUUGGGGUAAAUUGUCCUUCGAACGCCCUGGUUGACUCAGUAUGGAGGUUGGGGUGGGGGUCACAAUGGUUAUCUGUUUGGUCUUAAGAUGCAACUGUAGCAUUUCCAACAAUGUAGUCAGAUGAGCGGUGCAGAUUAGGAGCUGAUGAGGAGGCGCUGCCUCCCUCACGCUGCUGUGAGCAGGGAGGAGGAGCAGCUGAAAACAACGUCAAGUUGGUAGGUUAAUAGCUGGACUCAGCUUCAGGAAUGAAGCUGACCAAACGACAUUUGUUUGUAGUGAGAACCAAUAUGGCUACCUCACUGAGCUGAGUGGUUUGUGAACCCGCCACUAAUACCAAAGAUACUGCAGCCUACCGGUCGCAAACUGCCUAGGGGGACGGAAACCAAAAACAGCCCCCCCCCCCCCCAUUUAAACAUCCACCCCCCCCCCCCCAUACACACACACACACACAUCUGCACAGCGCAGUCGGACUGCAGUGGGCCACGCAGGCGGAGGUGGCUGCCCUGCAGAUGGAGUUGAGUGCCUUUUCCCUUCAACCACAGGUGGGACUGCACUGGCAUACAGAAGCACACAAGUAGACGCACAUAGCUGCAGACAUGCACCCAGAACUGGACGGACAUGGAAGUUGGGGGGGCAGAGAGGGACACAAAGUGGGGGCUGUGUCAGCAUUUUAGCUCAUAUUGAAUUUCCAUCUUCUACACUAGAACCCAAAAGCACUUUAUCACGUAGGAAGUCUGUGGAAAAAGCAUUUUUUUCCUCCAUCCGUUUUUCAUUCAGCCUUGGGCCGUUCGGCCUGCGUGCUCAUCGUCUCAGCUGCUUUACUUCCCUCCAAUCAGAGAUAUUUUUGUGAACCAGAGACAGAGGGAGGUUAAGGGGGCCGGCUUUAAGCACGCAUGGGGCGCCACUUUCAGACGCUGGCACUUUGCGUUCAUCAAACACAGGAAAAACAUGUAGGACUCAUGCAGCAUAAAGACACCAACAACCCCCCCCCCCCCCCAUCAACAGCUCCCCCUGGCUAGUGCUGCGACUCGGUCAGCGUGUGUUGACAAUUAUUUCUGAAAUACCUCAAAAACCUUUCCUGUAAACUUUAUGUAAUUUAAAGUGAAAAUAAAACUGCUAAUGAUGAGGAUAAUUAUGAAACUAUGAUACUAUGAUAGUUAGUUUUGGAACUCGUGACUUGAAGCUUUAUACUGUUAAAUUUGUUUGCUUCUUUUUUCGUACAUUCUCCUGUUUUUUUUUUUUUUUUUGCUACGGCAUGUACUUACUGUUUUCUUAGAGGAGAAGACGCUGUGAAUGUUUCUGUGGAGGUUGGUUGGGGCAGAAGAGACAAAAGACAAGGCUGGAACGCAGAUUUUCUGUUCAGAGCAGACAGCAGCUUUCAAAGGAAAAAAGUGAUGCAAAUAUAAUCUGAACUCAGUCAAAAACACCAAACGUUGAUGCCAAACCAAAGGAGGAACAACCUCAUUUUCUUUGUGAGCUUUCUUCUGCCUUUACGUCGUCUUUUCUCUGAAAAAAAAAAUGUUUCACAGUUACUUUUGAAGGUUCUGGGUGUGUUUAAGUGCUCCUGAUGUUCUUAGAAUAUUACAGACCAGCACCUCCUUUUGAGAAGAAGGUGUGCUUUUUUUGUGCAUGGAUAUUGUAUAACUGUAUAGAAACCAACAGGAACGACCUGUGUGACUUUGUGGGAUGGAGAGGACGGAAAGACUUGGGAGUGGGUGGAGAAGGGGUGGGGACAUUUUGGUUUUCAAAAUAAGAGACUCAAAGGGUGGGAGGGUUUGGGUUUAAGGUGUUGGAGGGGUCUUUGUUUUUAGAGUUUCUGUCACUGUUGGAUUCACUGGUUGUGUGCAUGUGUUGUUGCAACCCGCCCCCUUUCCCCAUGUUUCUUUGAUGUAUAUAAACCCAGAUGGUAGGGGGCAGUGUGUACUGGGGGAGGUCAAACCCCUCCUCUCCCAAUCAGCAGCAUUCAGUCUUCAUUCCUCAGCUUCAGUCACAUUCGGGUCCUGAAACGUGUCCUGCUUUUCCAAAAAACAGGGUUGUUUACUUGGAGUUAAUCAGAGGGACACGGGGACCCGAGUGACCUUUGUGUGUCCACAUGUGUGUUUGCGUGUUCAUUCUUAUCUCUGUGAAGGACAAUGCUUGAUAUGUUUGGUUCUUUUCCAUGGGUCGCAACAUUUGUCAUGCAAAAACUGAAACCGUUUCAUAAUGACUGACGAACCAACCGCAGCCCCACGUGGCGACCGACCGACCGUCUGGCGGGAAACGCCGUGGCAACGUUCUGUCAAACAGCAUCUGUGUGUCGUUUCCUGGUCGGACUGAACGGUUGUCGUUGGGGGCUGAUGUAGACGCCCCCAGUCACACUGUGCUCUCCCUCUUCUGUUACCUGUUAAUCAAUCAGAACCAAGUGUCUUUGUGAUGGUAGAAGACAAUCAGUUUCAAAACAAGAAUAAAGGUUUAGAGGGCAGGCCAGUGGGGAGGAGGGGGAGGAGGAGCAACAAGAGGCUCUCUGGUUUGAGACAAACUGUAGUGCACAACUGCCAAACAACUGCCCCACCGGCCCCGCUCACACAUCCACCCCUCAUCCCAUUGCCAAAGUUCACACCCCCCGGGCUCGGCCCCUCCUCGGUACUCCUCACCCUCAUUUUAAAGAACAAACAAGUUGAUUUCCCAUCAUCCCCCACGACUUCCUGCUAAUCUGAUGAUGUAACCAACCGCGAGGAAUAAAAAUGGCUCCGGUUGGUGACUUUUGCACAGUGAACUAUGCAAACACCUGACCCCCCCAAUCCUAAUCGUUGCUGCUGGGUCAGAGUGUACAACCCUCAAUGCCCCCCCCCCCCCCAUCACAUUUUAACCCCCUCCUGUCCCACACAUCCCAUGUACUGAGUGAGGGUGGGGCACCCCUGCUUCUGUGGUUGGUGAGAUAAGGGCACCAGAGUCCCCCCCAAACACCACCCCACACCAACCAACACCAAGCGCCCCAAACUGCCACCGACAUCAGAAUGGAGUCAAAGCUGAGGCCGCUCCUGCAGAUCCUUCAAUGUUUGAUCGUCUUUGCCCCCCAGUGCCAAGGAAGGGCCCCAAUCAGAGCAAAGACACUUACGUUGUACGAGUUUACAGAGUCGUCUGGAGACGGUGGCUAAUACUGCACUAGAACAGACGCACAGGAGACACGCACACACCGGCGAGGGUUCGAGUCCCCUCAGAGAGUCUGCAGAAACCAAAGACAAAAUCAGAGGAGCGACAAUCUGGCUGCCAAAUCCAAGACAAUGUUGAGCUCUCUGGGCGACUCCGACAUUCCUCGGCCACGAGGACAUUCCACGUCUUGCACUUAGACACACGUGCACAUACUUGCAAAACCCACACAAAGGCGAGAAAACGCCCACGUCUCACCAGACAGCCUCGGCCCUCCUCCCACUGCAGAAGCUGGAGAGCCUGUGGAGGACUUUUAGGUUCACUCUGAGACUCUUGAGAAGGAAAAAAAUUGGAGUAAUAACUGUACCAGAAAAAUAAAAACUUAAAAGGAUAAUAUGGGUAAUUUGCGUGUUUUGAAAUAAAUCAAGAAAUAAAACAAUUGUAAAACAAA
Molecule: messenger RNA, 7300 nt
Organism: Oryzias latipes (Japanese medaka)
Lineage: Eukaryota; Metazoa; Chordata; Actinopteri; Beloniformes; Adrianichthyidae
Gene: onecut3a
Product: one cut homeobox 3a
Biological process (GO): regulation of transcription by RNA polymerase II
Cellular component (GO): nucleus
Molecular function (GO): DNA-binding transcription factor activity, RNA polymerase II-specific; RNA polymerase II cis-regulatory region sequence-specific DNA binding
Source: RefSeq, a predicted model, not a curated record